GCCCCUUUGACUCUGGCGCUUCUUCCUACGAGCUGGGCUGCUCUUCCAGGUGUGGUCGAGAGCGGGCUGGAAGUGCCCCGUGGGGAAGAGAAUAAGCAUGACAUUGGUGAAACAAAAAAUCAUCUUCAGAGGCCAUUAAUUCUUUCUCUCAAAAGUCUGUAUCACUGCCUACUAGCAUCUUACAACCACCCUGUACGGUCGUCAUGGCUGCCAACAACCUGGACCUGGAAAAGGAUGUCCGUUCACAACACCUCGACGUCUCAGAGUUCUCGGAAAGCAGCGAGGCGAGAGACCCCAAAGAGAAAAUGCAUCUCGAAGGCGGCAGCCUUGUAGUCGAUCCGGUCCUGGAGAAGAAGAUAAGACGCAAAGUAGACUGGCGACUCCUGCCAUUGUGCGGCGCCCUCUAUGCUGUCUCACUGGUCGACCGGCUCAACCUCCCGAAUGCCCGCCUCGCCGGUAUGGACGAGGCAUUGGGCAUCUCCAUUGGCAAUCGAUACUCAGUCAUCACCAUGGUAUUCUUCAUCGGCUACAUCCUCUGUGACUUCCCUGCGAACUUUGUCAUGAGGAAAGUCGGUCCCGCCACGUUCUUGGGCGCCAUUGGCUUCGGCUGGGGGAUCUUGACGAUUGGCAUGGGCUUCACGAAGAGUUGGGUCUCACUCCUGGUUUGUCGGAUCAUCUUUGGCGCCCUGGAAGGAGGGCUGUUCCCUGGGAUCAUCUUCCUCCUGUCUUGCUGGUACGUUCGACACGAGGUUCAAGUGCGGUUCAGUGGCUUCUACGGCGCCGGCAUGCUUAUAUCUGGACUUUCCAAUUUGAUUGCAUAUGGCUUGUCCAAGGCGGAUGGACUAGGUGGCCUGGGUGGUUGGUCGUGGAUUUUCAUCUUCGAGGGAAUUGCUACUUGUGUGAUUGCAGUCGUUGUCCUCGUCUUUUUAUUGGACUUUCCGGAUAAGGCGGCUAGGCCCAGAAAGCUAGCAAUAAGGUCCUUUCUGACCCCCGAGGAGGCAACCGUCAUCCUCAACCGUAUCGAGCGAGACCGUGGAGAUGCGACCCCCGAAAAGUUCUCCUUCAAGAAAAUUCUCGCCGAGCUGAAAGACUGGAAGAUAUGGGAAUGCUGUUUGCUUCUUCUCUGCAAUAACACGGUAGCAUACGCAUUCGCCUACUUCCUUCCUCUCAUCCUUCACGGGGCCAUGGGCUACUCCAUCUUGACAACUUACAUCCUCAUAUUUCCGCCAUACGUUCUUGCCGCCAUCUGGAUGUUUAUCGCCGCUUACAUUGGCGACCGCUUUAUGAUUCGCGGACCAAUCAUCGUUUUCAACGCGUGCUGCACAAUCGCGGGAGUAGUGAUGAUGGGCUACGCAAAUACCGCUUCUGUUCGAUACGCCGGAGUCUUUCUGGGCCUCCCGCCAUACAAUGCCAGUAUUCCGGCCAUCUUCAGCUACCAGCACAAUAAUAUCGUUGGACAGACGAAGCGUGCCAUUGGAGCCGCGGUCAUGAUUGCAGGCGGUGGCAUUGGUGGCAUUAUUGCCAGCAACGCCUUUCAGCAGAAAGACGCCCCUGGCUAUCGACCGGGCUUGAACACUGUCAUUGCUGUGCAAGCUCUCACUGUUGUGAUUAUUUGCAAGAACUUCUUUGUCUUCAGCCGCACCAAUCGCAAGGCUGAUCGUGGGGAGAUUGUCAUUGAAGGAAGGGAGGGAUUCCGCUACACAUUGUGAAAAAAAAAGCCUUUCCUAGGUCGACCUGUGGGAACCUCAAUCUCUGGUGUGCGGAACUGAAAAAGCUGAUAUGGAAUUGUCCGUGAGAUGGUGUCGAAAUUCUAGUAUGCACGUCGCAUGUUAUAGUGAUAUGUAACAAUGGGAGAAACGGCUUUUUCUGUGCCCUACCUCCAGUUCUCAGA
Molecule: messenger RNA, 1891 nt
Organism: Cladophialophora immunda
Lineage: Eukaryota; Fungi; Ascomycota; Eurotiomycetes; Chaetothyriales; Herpotrichiellaceae
Exons: 6
Coding region: 204-1709 (501 amino acids)
Biological process (GO): transmembrane transport
Cellular component (GO): membrane
Molecular function (GO): transmembrane transporter activity
Source: RefSeq, a predicted model, not a curated record